AUGGACACCGCGAAGCACGGUCGUGCUCGAGAGGCCUCGAGCAAAGAAGGAAGCUACGAAGGUCCGGGGAACCGGGUAGGUCUGGACGUCAAGGACGAUGCCACCUCGAAGCAGCAUCGGUUCUACGAGUGCAGCUUCUGCAAGCGGGGCUUCACCAAUGCGCAAGCCCUAGGCGGCCACAUGAACAUACACCGGAAGGACCGCGUGAAGCCACCCCAUAAGAUGAAAGCGCCACCGUCCUUCCGCGAUGGCGUGAGGACUGCUGGUGAACAUACAGUCCGUAUGAACCAACAACAUGGUGCACAACCCUAUUAUUAUUAUUACUCGAUGGGGGAGUCACGGAGAAAUUGUCAGAAGGGUCUGCUUGCAUCGCCGGCGACCCUGCUCAAGCACCAAGUGAAUUAUCUUCAAAGCAGUGACUUCCAAAUCCCGAGCUUGGUGGGCUUGAGUAGAGAGUGCGGACUUUCCGCGGCGAACUUGAGCUUAAGAAUCGAUCAAUCGAGCAUGGAGAUCGACCAGGUGAUGAGGAGCAAUGAGGAUGGCAAAGGAAUCGAUUUGGAGCUUCGGCUUGGUCGGUCUUGCUAUUGA
Messenger RNA from Rhodamnia argentea, 588 nucleotides. RefSeq names its product transcriptional regulator SUPERMAN-like. NCBI's taxonomy places the organism in Eukaryota, Viridiplantae, Streptophyta, Magnoliopsida, Myrtales, Myrtaceae. Bases 1 to 588 code for a protein of 195 amino acids. The record is from RefSeq and is a predicted model, not a curated record. The transcript has a single exon.